This is a messenger RNA of Ilex paraguariensis (yerba mate), 414 nucleotides long. NCBI's taxonomy places the organism in Eukaryota, Viridiplantae, Streptophyta, Magnoliopsida, Aquifoliales, Aquifoliaceae. The record is from the annotation of a GenBank genome assembly.
AUGGGCAAAAGGUCAAGGACAAGGAGGUCACCAUGGGGUCACCCCAAUUCACCCCGCAAAACACUGGGUUUGAAUUCACAAUACAUGGCAGGGUGGUCGAAGAUAGUUGAUGGGUCAUCUCUAGGUUGCUUCAAAACUCUUCAAAAGAUUCAAAUAAGCGACCCCUUAUUCACUCUCGAACUAGUUUUAAAAGGGUCUUUCAAGGAUAACGAGCAAGACGAUCUGCAAUAUUUGUUCGAUCAAUUUCUCUCUCUUUUCCUUGAAGAGAUUAGUGGAAGUAAUUGUUUUAGGCCUUUGCCAUCGAAGCUUGGCAAUGUGCAGUCAGUGGAUUUGGUUAAACUACGUUUGGUAGUGAGAGCAAGGAUUCAGUGGCUAAAGAGUGUGUGUUCUGUCCAAGUGUCGGAUCUACAGUGA